Molecule: messenger RNA, 207 nt
Organism: Thelazia callipaeda (thelaziosis nematode)
Lineage: Eukaryota; Metazoa; Nematoda; Chromadorea; Rhabditida; Thelaziidae
Source: the annotation of a GenBank genome assembly
AUGAUAUGCUGUGUUAACUUUGAUAUUGCUAGUAGUUGUGAUGGUCGAAAGGGUCAUUUUCCUGUAACGUAUUCAUUAGAUGGUGCUGUAGUUAUUGGCUUGCUGUUAAUCUGCACGUGUGCCUACCUGAAAAGAAUUCCUCGUUUGAAUUCAUGGUUUCUUAGUGAUAAGAAAGGAUUUUUUGGUAUAUUUUACAAAUUCCACUAA